CUUAUAUCCUAAGACCUAACUGAAUAAUAUUAUUUGCUUGCUUUACAAACACCAUGAAUCUCUCUUUCUCUAUCUGCAAUGUAGUUCAACCCCUCAUCAGUUUUACUGGUGGGCUUAACACAAACCCCUUGCACUUUCACAAUCACGGAAACAAGGAUAAAGUGGUAGUUGUUAUGGGUGCAACAGGGACUGGGAAAUCAAGACUUGCUAUAGACUUGGCAAAGAAAUUUCAAGCAGAAAUAAUAAAUUCUGAUAAAAUUCAAGUGUAUAGAGGGCUAGAAAUAGCAACCAACAAAGUGACAGAAGAAGAAAGCAGGGGUGUACCUCAUCAUAUCUUAGGGACAGUUGAUCCUAAUGUUGAUUACAGUGCAGCCAAUUUCUGUCAUGAUGCCUUGCUUGCAAUUGACUCCAUCAUUGAACAAAAAAAGCUCCCUAUCAUAGCAGGCGGAUCAAACUCAUUCAUCAAAUCCCUUGUGAAUGAUGAUCCAUAUUUUGCAUCAAGGUAUGAGUGUUGCUUUCUCUGGGUUGAUGUAGCCCCACGCAUCCACCAACGCUUUGUAUCAGAACGGGUAGAUCAAAUGGUGCAAGCUGGAUUGGUAGACGAGGUACGAGGGAUAUUCGACCCCAACGCCAAUUACACUCGGGGAAUACGGCGUGCAAUUGGUGUUCCUGAAAUGGACCGCUUCCUCCGAGCUGAAAGGAAUGCUGAUCCUGAAACCUUGGAAACUCUUCGUCAAAUUGCCAUAGAUGAUAUCAAAAAAAAUACACGCAACCUGGUACAUCGCCAGAUGCAAAAGAUCCGUGACUUAAAAGAUUUGUGGGGAUGGAACUUGCAUCAUAUUCAAGCAACAGAAGCAUUUCUGAAGCAGGGAAAAGCUUCUCAUGAAGCAUGGGAAAGACUUGUUGUAAGUUCGAGUGUCAGAAUUUUAACUGAAUUUUGUCCACAAUCACCAGCAAGCAUGCAAAAUUUCCCAAAAUCACCAAGCACAACGGUCAUUACAAGGAAAGUACACCAGUGCCUGCUAUGCACUAUAAUGCAAAUACCAGCCACACCACCGUAUCACAACCGUAUUACAAAGAUUAUUUAAGUUACCGCAACGCCAAUUACGCCACAACAACCGCAAAACUAUCAGUUUAACAUACCAUUACAACUAUCACGACUACAAUUGCUAAAAUUC
Molecule: messenger RNA, 1178 nt
Organism: Amaranthus tricolor (Joseph's coat)
Lineage: Eukaryota; Viridiplantae; Streptophyta; Magnoliopsida; Caryophyllales; Amaranthaceae
Product: adenylate isopentenyltransferase 5, chloroplastic-like
Biological process (GO): tRNA modification; cytokinin biosynthetic process
Cellular component (GO): mitochondrion
Molecular function (GO): tRNA dimethylallyltransferase activity
Source: RefSeq, a predicted model, not a curated record